UGUUGAUUUUUGUUCUAUACCAAAUCUAAACUGCGUCUUUUGAUUUACCUCUGUAGCAACGCAAGAAGAGUUAAAGGGAUCAAAUUGUUGAGGGGUUAUGUUAUGAAUCUAAAUAUUAGUUGAUAAAAAUUAAUUUAAAACAUCAUGCCUGUCCCGUCAGGAGCAUUUCAAACUUCUGGUCCAUCAUGCUUUGAUAAAAUGAAACUUGGAUUUACAAUAGGUUUCUGUGUUGGAAUGGCAUCUGGAGCUCUUUUUGGUGGAUUCACAGCACUCAGGUACGGACUGAGAGGCAGGGAGCUGGUGAACAAUGUCGGGAAGGUCAUGUUGCAAGGAGGAGGAACAUUUGGGACCUUCAUGGCAAUAGGGACUGGAAUCCGUUGCUAG
Homalodisca vitripennis (glassy-winged sharpshooter) is the source of this 384-nucleotide messenger RNA. Its product is annotated as reactive oxygen species modulator 1-like. The record is from RefSeq and is a predicted model, not a curated record. NCBI's taxonomy places the organism in Eukaryota, Metazoa, Arthropoda, Insecta, Hemiptera, Cicadellidae. Gene Ontology annotation, cellular component: TIM23 mitochondrial import inner membrane translocase complex. Gene Ontology annotation, biological process: protein insertion into mitochondrial inner membrane; protein import into mitochondrial matrix.